AUGGAGCUAAAACUUCACGCAUCAAUGGCAUCUUCGUCUUCCCCCACACCUCCUUUCUGCACCUACGCGGUUCCCGACGCGAGCAGGCUUCAUCCCCGCCGAAACGGCACCAACAAAGGUCGUUCCACUCCACCUUUACGGAAGGGGAGCCACUCCAAUGAACCAAAGUUGAAGCUUGACGAAGGGGUCCAUCAAAAUCAAAACGCCCCAUUUUCCAGAAGCUCGUUGAAUGUCGACUUGCUGGGCUUGUGUGAAGAGGGUAAGCUCAAUCAAGUUUUAGAACUCAUGGGUCAAGGUGUUGUUGCUGAUUAUAGCGUUUAUCUUGCGCUCUUGAAUUUAUGCGUGGAUACAAGGUCGCUUGAAUCGGGGAAAAGGGUUCAUGAAUUCUUGAGAAGAACAAACUUUCGAGGGGACAUUGAAUUAAACAACAGAUUGAUUGGAAUGUACGGGAAAUGUGGCAGUAUGAUGGAUGCGCGCAAACUGUUUGAUGAAAUGCCCGAGAGAAACAUUAGUUCGUGGCAUUUGAUGAUUAGUGGAUACACGGUGAAUGGUCUAGGGGAUGAUGGUUUAUUGAUUUUUCAGAAGAUGAAGCAAGCAGGGAUACCACCUGAUGGGGAAACUUUUGCAUUGGUUUUGGCUGCAUGUGCCCGGGCAGAAGCUGUUGAAGAAGGGUUCGUGCACUUUGAAUCCAUGAAAGAGUAUGGAAUUGUUCCUAGCAUGGAGCACUACUUUGAGGUUAUUAAUAUUCUGGGGAAUGCUGGUCAAUUGAAUGAAGCUGAGGAGUUCAUUGAGAAAAUACCUAUUGAGCUUGGGGUUGAGGUUUGGCAAGCUCUUCGAAAUUUUGCACAAAUUCAUGGAGAUUUAGAACUUGAAGAUCGUGCAGAGGAGUUGUUAACAUGUAUUGAUCCUUCAAAAGCCAUUGCUCAGAAACUGCCAACACCUCCAAGAAAGAAGCAGUCUGGAAUUAACAUGCUAGAGGAGAAGAAUAGAGUGAGUGAGUAUCGGUAUUCUAUCCCCUAUAAAGAAGAAGAAGCUCAUGAGAAAUUGAAAGGUUUGAAUGGACAGAUGAGGGAAGCAGGUUAUGUGCCGGAUACAAGAUAUGUUCUCCAUGACAUUGACGAGGAGGAAAAAGAGAAGGCCUUGCAAUAUCAUAGCGAACGUUUGGCAAUUGCAUAUGGUCUCAUCAGUACUCCCCCGAGGACUACACUUAGAAUCAUCAAGAAUCUACGUAUCUGUGGAGACUGCCACAAUGCAAUCAAAAUUAUGUCAAAGAUUGUUGGAAGGGAGCUCAUUGUUAGGGAUAACAAGCGAUUCCAUCAUUUCAAAGAUGGAAAAUGCUCCUGUGGAGAUUAUUGGUAGUCUUGGUAAAAGUACUCGAGUGUAGAUACUCUGAUGCUAUACUACUAGAUUGUUUCUUUUGUACUGCCAAAAUAUUCAAAGUUCAAAUCAAUAGACUGGGAGAUCAAAGAAAGUUUUGUUCCAUCUAUGAAUUGACCGACAUAGCUUCCCUCUGUCAUACAUGUUUGUUAGACUACAAAAAUUGAAGUUUUAUCUAAACAGUAGUUGGUAUGAUGCUGCAUAAUGUUUAUCGUGGCUUCUGGUAUAAGCUAUGAAGUGUUCUUACUAAUGUGCUUUUCUAUGCGUCCUGAUUUGUCUUUCUUUGAAAUAGCAUGGAAUUUA
Molecule: messenger RNA, 1680 nt
Organism: Gastrolobium bilobum
Lineage: Eukaryota; Viridiplantae; Streptophyta; Magnoliopsida; Fabales; Fabaceae
Product: pentatricopeptide repeat-containing protein At2g15690, mitochondrial-like
Exons: 2
Coding region: 1-1359 (452 amino acids)
Biological process (GO): RNA modification
Molecular function (GO): protein binding; RNA binding; zinc ion binding
Source: RefSeq, a predicted model, not a curated record